AUGCUCAUGGCUUCUCACACUGACACUGUUGUUUCUUCUCUGAACCUGGCUCCUGAGAGCAAUGGCCUCCACCGCCUCAUACACCAUUAUUUCUCUCCCAGGAUGCUGCUGCAGAUGCUAGCUAGUUGGACACAGAGUGAUGAAGAGACUGGUGACUUGAGGAUCCAUCGAUCUCCUGAGUAUUUGUACUCGUAG
This is a messenger RNA of Triticum turgidum subsp. durum (durum wheat), 195 nucleotides long. NCBI's taxonomy places the organism in Eukaryota, Viridiplantae, Streptophyta, Magnoliopsida, Poales, Poaceae. The record is from the annotation of a GenBank genome assembly.